ACAUUGUUUGGAACAGAGUAAACAAUAUGGCGUUUCUAAUGUUGUGAAAAGUGGGUGAUCUAAAUUUGUGAAUAUUUUAAUAUCGAGUAGAAUUUAACCACUGAAAUGGCAAGAAAAAGUGUUAUUAAGUUCUUCCAUAUCGCAAAGUUUUUCUCUGAUGAAGCUAAAUUAAUUGAAAGAGGAGAGAAUGCUGUUGAAGCAAACCAUGUAAGUUCGCUUUCAUAUAAAGCGGAUGAUGGUAUCAUAGAGGCAAAAAUUGAUGCAAGUAAGAAGGAUAAAGUAUAUGCUGUGCAAAUUAUGUUUGAAAAAGAUGGUUUUAUCAAAGACGCAAGAUGUGCAUGUCCUAGGGGUAUGGCACGAUGUCAUCAAAUGGCAGCUGCAUUAAUCUACGCACACCACAAUGUUUCGAUAACUGAUCAGCUUUGUCGCUGGAAUUUUAAGAAGCCUUCUAAGAAGGUUAAUAAAAUUUGCAGUGUCGAGGAGUUGUUUCCUCAAAAGAAAUUUAAAGCGACUGAGGAGGAUAAAAGUGCUAUUAAAAAUGAAGUUUAUCAAGCUUUAGAUAGUCAGAUUGUUGGUUUUCGUUGGCUUUUAAGCCCCGAGCCUGUUCCCCGCACUGUUCUAUGGAGGAAAUUUUAUUUUCUUCUGAAUUUUUACAGUCAGCGGAUAAAAAGGCAUUUCUUUUAAAAAAGUGUAAUUUAGUAUAGUCCAACUAUAGUCCAUUCCACCUUAAGUUGGCAUUGCAGGGAUGGGUAGGAUAUGUAAUAUUCCGCUUUUGAAAAGUAGUUCUUCUCUAUUUUGGAAUUAAUUGCAGUUUUAAGAAGAGUUUAUCUUGAAACAUACAUUCGAAGUUUUUCAUGUUUAAAUGUAUUUAACUUAUAGAUACCGUCUCAGUAAAGCGAAUGUACAAAGAUGGUGUUUUAGUUUGGCGCUGGAUUAGUUUUCAAGGCCAAGGAAUUGGCGCGUUGGCUAAGUUUCUACGCUGGUCAGCCAGCUCGUUCCAUUCUGUUGUGCAGUUCUUUUUUCGCUUUCUUUCACUCGCAUCGAUUAGUUGUUCUUUUGUUUUUUAUUAGUUAUAAACUGUUAAUUUGUUGUUUUUAACUGGUUAGUUAUUGUUAGCUCAUUUUUUAUAGUUAUUAAUUUUUUUAAAUUUUGUUUUUUUUGUGAUU
Messenger RNA from Parasteatoda tepidariorum (common house spider), 1166 nucleotides. The record is from RefSeq and is a predicted model, not a curated record. Lineage: Eukaryota; Metazoa; Arthropoda; Arachnida; Araneae; Theridiidae.